AUGUCUUUAGAAAUUGACUCGGGUGGCUUGAUCGCCCCUGAAAGAACACCUGCUAUUGUUCAUGGAAGUUCUAGCGUUCCUUUGCUCGAUCUGACUCUCAGUGAACUGCUCGACUUCCAAUGCAUUCGCUACGGGUCCAGAGAGUGCGUGGUGAUCCCUUGGACCGGAGCAAGAUGGACGUACGACUUCUUGAGACAAGAAAGCGUCCAUCUUGCGAAGGGCAUGCUUGAAAAAGGAAUCAGACCAGGUGACAGAGUUGCGGUUAUGGCAGGGAAUUGUGAGCAGUAUGUGUCAAUAUUCUUCGCUUGCAUGAGGAUAGGUGCCAUUCUAGUAAUUCUCAACAACACUUACACCGCGGCGGAAGCAAUGUAUGCAUUGGAGUUUACAGAAUGCAAGAUGCUAUUUACAACUUCAAGAAUAGGCCUCCACGACAAUCGACCACUUUUAGCACGUUUGGGCAAAGGUCCGGGAUCUAUGUAUGAACCCGUGCUGCUGCGAGGCCAUUCGGAACGCCUCGAUUUAUAUAAAAAUCUGGUCGAGCUUGGUGCCAGAAUUCCAGACGACAAACUUACGGCGGCUACAGCACAAGUCGGAACUUACGAUGUAUGCAACCUUCAGUUCACUAGUGGUACAACGGGUCACCCCAAGGCAGCGAUGCUGACCCACCAUUCCCUAGUAAACAACAGCAGGUUUAUUGGUCAGCGGCUUGCAUUGACAGAGGACGACGUGCUUUGUUGUCCACCACCGCUCUUUCAUUGCUUCGGCCUGGUCAUAGGCCUCCUAGCUUGCGUCACUCACGGAGCAAAAGUUAUCUAUCCGACGGAGACUUUUGACGCAGGUGCAUGUCUUCGAACUAUCUCAGAAGAAAAAUGCACGGCUCUGCAUGGCGUUCCUGCUAUGUUUGAUUCUAUCUUCAGUCUACCUUGGCCGGAAGACUUCGACUGCAGUAGAUUAAGAACCGGCAUGAUCGCUGGAGCGCCUAUUCCCAGACAUUUGAUGGAACUCAUGGUAAACCACCUUGGAAUGACCGAGUUCGUUAGUAGUUACGGCCUCACGGAAGCAUCCCCAACAUGCUUCAAUGCCUUCCAUGACGACUCCAUAGAAACUAAAAUGAACACUGUUGGUCGUGUCAUGCCCUACGCACAUGCGAAAGUUAUCGAUCGAGAGGGGAGAACUCUUUCUAUCGGCCAACGUGGAGAGCUUUGCAUUGCUGGGUAUCAGCUACAACGCGGCUAUUGGAGAAAUGAAGAGAAGACAAACGAGGUAAUGGUCCGCGAUGAUGCAGGAGUGCUCUGGCUCAAAACAGGUGAUGAAGCCAUCAUCAAUAAAGACAUGACAUGUACUAUCACAGGGAGAUUCAAGGACAUAAUUAUUCGAGGUGGGGAGAAUAUUUACCCACUCGAAAUUGAAGAGCGAUUAAUACAGCACAAAGAAAUCAACCGAGCCAUCGUGGUUGGAGUUAAGCACAGUCGAUACGGUGAAGUUGUCGCUGCUUUCUUACAGCGUGCUAAGGAUUCCACGACUGAACACAGCUCUACCUUAAGCGAUGAAAACAUACGCGAGUGGGUUAGAGUGACACUUGGCCGCCACAAAGCUCCUGCACAUAUUUUCUGGCUCGGUGAAAAUGGCAUUCCAGGCGUAAUUCCAUUGACAGGUAGUGGAAAAGUUAGGAAGUUUGAACUGGCGAAGCGGGCGGAACAGCUCGUGAUCACACAGAAAGCCAGAUUAUGA
Molecule: messenger RNA, 1731 nt
Organism: Exophiala aquamarina CBS 119918
Lineage: Eukaryota; Fungi; Ascomycota; Eurotiomycetes; Chaetothyriales; Herpotrichiellaceae
Product: long-chain acyl-CoA synthetase
Exons: 5
Coding region: 1-1731 (576 amino acids)
Biological process (GO): fatty acid metabolic process
Molecular function (GO): medium-chain fatty acid-CoA ligase activity
Source: RefSeq, a predicted model, not a curated record